AUGUCAUCUACUACCAACAAUAACGGACUGAAUAACACAGUCAGAACUCUUCAAUCCAUCAUUUCCAAUAACACCAACAAUGACCCAUUUCAUUCCACACCAAGCAAUAACUUGUACAACAAUAAUGAACAAGCUGUAGGAUGGGGUUCAUCCAAUGUACAAUCAUCUCCAUCUAGAAACCAGGCACCAAUUGGAAGUGAAAUUAAACGUAAUACCACACCAAAUAAUAAUGAAUAUUUUGGUUUAUCUAUUCAGAGAGCUAUUAGUGCUCCUCCUGCUAUGGAAUUGGACACUAACAAUAUAUUUGCUACCCAAUCACGUUAUUCACACUUGUUUGGAGAUAUUCGUUGUGAAUCUGAUUAUGCUAACUUUUAUAAUUCCUAUUCAAACAAGGAUAGCUUACCUACUCCAAUUGAAGCUAAUCCAUUAUUUCUCUCACCAUAUGAAAUGUUCGGAAAACCAAAAGGAAAUAUGUAUGGUCCUCCUAAUGGUAUGAAUAUGGGUGUUUCUUCAUCAACAGCUCCAAACAUGUAUCCUUAUCAACAAAUGAUGCCAAAUAAUUAUCAAAAUGCUUAUGGUAUGGAGAAUGCUUGGGCAAUGCAACAACAACAAGGUUUUCCUCCAGGAAUGGACAAUCAAAACAUGAUGCAACAACAUAUGCAGCAACAUUACCCACCACAAGCACAACAACAACUUCCUACUCUAGAACAACAACGUUUAUAUCUUCAAAAUAAGCAAUUGGAAGAAGCUCUAUCCAGACAACAACAACAAUUAGAAUUCUACGGACAACAAAUUAUGCAACAACAACAACAAUUGAUUCAACAACAUAAUCCUACUACUGGUUUUAUUCAAAAACCAACACCAAUGCCAACAGGAGGAAAUUUCAAUCAAGUUAUACCUCCAAAUCAUUUACCAGUCAGUCCACAAAAGCAAGAGGUUGCUUCUCCUCCUAUUGCUUUCAACACCAUUGUUGCUAGUAAUAUGGGAGUUCCAGUUAAUAACACUAGUGCUAAAACCAUUGUUGCUUCAAAUAAUGUUGUGGAACAAGCUAAUAGUGGUUCAAGUUCUCCAACUUCUGACUCUUCAUCAGGUGCCUCCACUCCAACAAUUUCCAACAAGAAGAAGGAAGGAAAGAAAAAGAAGGAAAAGGUUGAUACCUCUGAUGAUGACGAAAAGAGUUCAAAGAAGUCUGCUUUUGGUAAAUUAAGCUCAAUGACUGAUGCUGUCGGAAAGGUUUAUAAAUUAGCAAAGGAUCAAUAUGGAUGUAGAUUCCUCCAAAAGAAGAUUACUGAUGGUGAACAAGGAUUGCAAAUGGUAUUUGAUGAAAUUUAUGAUCAUAUUGUUGAAUUAAUGACAGAUCCAUUCGGAAAUUAUUUGUGUCAAAAAUUGGUAGAACAUUGUACCAAUGAACAUAAGACUCUCAUUAUUAGAGCAGUCUCUAAGGAUCUCAUCAAUAUUUCCAUGAAUAUGCAUGGUACCAGAGCUGUUCAAAAGUUGAUUGAAUGUCUCACCACUCAAGACCAAAUUGGAGAAAUUAUUGAAGCUCUCAAGGAUUCUGUUGUUCCUCUUAUUAAGGAUUUGAAUGGCAACCACGUUAUUCAACGUUGCCUUCAACAAUUAAUUCCAGAAAAUAAGCAAUUUAUUUACAAUGCUGUUGCUGGUAGAUGUGUUGAAGUUGCUACUCACAAACACGGAUGUUGUGUCUUGCAAAGAUGUAUUGAUCAUGCCGCUGAAUCACAAAGAAUGAUGCUUAUUAAGGAGGUUAUUGCCAAUGCUCAUACACUUAUUCAAAACCCAUUUGGUAACUAUGUUGUUCAAUAUGUACUUGAUCUUGGUGAUGAUUCCAUUAAUGAAAAGAUUAUUGCUAGAUUUUAUGGUAGUAUUGCUUCAUUGUCUAUCAACAAGUUCAGUUCCAACGUUAUUGAAAAGUGUCUCAGAAUUGGUAAUGAAAAUGUCAAGAAUACCAUGAUUGAGGAAGUUCUUGAAGAUAGAAAUCUCUCAGCCCUCUUACAAGACUCAUUCGGUAACUAUGUUGUUCAAACAGCAAUUUCCAUCUCAGAUGCCAAUCAAUUCGCAAGAUUUAACAAUAAUGUUAAACCAUACCUUCCAAUCAUUAAGAAUGCUCCAUACUAUAAAAAGCUUGAAAGCAAGUUGAACAGAGUUCCAAAACCUGCCACCUCCUCCCCAUCUCCAAAGCAAAGUAGCAAGAAGUAA
Molecule: messenger RNA, 2214 nt
Organism: Naegleria gruberi
Lineage: Eukaryota; Heterolobosea; Eutetramitea; Acrasida; Naegleriidae
Exons: 1
Coding region: 1-2214 (737 amino acids)
Biological process (GO): post-transcriptional regulation of gene expression
Cellular component (GO): cytoplasm
Molecular function (GO): mRNA binding
Source: RefSeq, a predicted model, not a curated record